UCAAUGAGUCCGUGAGCGAGGCGCUCCAGGAGGAGUGUCCGAGUGUUUACACGAGUCAGACCUCUCCUUGUGGAUGUGUGUGGAUGUGUGCGCGCGCGCGCGGACGUGUGUUUAUGUGUGCGUGCGCGCGUGCGUGCGUGUGUGAGAGUGAAUAUGCCGUCGCUGUGGGAUUGUUGCCGCUUCCGCGCGACACACUGAGAAAUAAAUACCAAGACCGAGAGGAGCGACCGGCGUCCAGCCAUGGGAGGCCAAAUCACCCGUAACGCCUUGUAUGAUUCUCUGGGUGGCCCAUUCCCUCCAUCCACUCACCGAUGCCACCAGAAGCCGAAGCGCUGCUUGCCCUUACAGCCAUGCAUGGGCAUUCCCGUCAGCCCGCUGCUCUUCCACCCCAGUGCCAAGGGCUCACAGAUCGUCAUGGACAUGGCCCAGAGGACAGUCAAAAGACAGGCCAGCUUUUGCAACGCUAUCACCUUCAGCAACAGACCCAUCGCCCUGUACGAACAGGUCCGCCUGAAGAUCACAAAGAAGCAGUGUUGUUGGAGUGGUGCUCUGCGCCUGGGCUUCACCUCCAAAGACCCAUCACGUAUCAACCCAGACAGCCUGCCUAAGUACGCGUGCCCAGACCUGGUGUCUCAGAAUGGUUUCUGGGCCAAGGCACUGCCCGAGGAGCUAGCCAAUGAGGGCAACCUCGUCGCCUUCUGGGUGGACAAGAAGGGCCGCGUGUUCUACCGCGUCAACGGCUCCAGUCCCAUGCUAUUCUUCAGCGGCGUGCGCACCAACGAAACCCUCUGGGCACUCAUCGACGUCUAUGGCCUGACUCGAGGAGUCCAGCUGCUUGAUAGUGAGAUCAUCCCUCCAGACUGUCUCCGUCCACGCUCCUUCACUGCAGUACGAGGCCCCUCAUCCCUGCGACGUGAGGCCGAUUCCUCCCGCCUGUCCGUCAGCCUUUGCGACCUCAACCUGGCACGAGAUGAGGCCAGACUCCGCCUCCCAUCUGCCCCCAUCGCCACCUCCCGCCCCAUUCCACAGAAUUCUCUGAAUUCGUUCCUCCCAGCCGCCCUAGAAAGUGAGUUGCGUUUCCAUCAGCUUCGCGGCAGCCACCUCAAAGCCGUGGACGAGCAGACAGUGGCACGCUGCAGUCACGGGCAUGAAGAAGAGGGCACUCUGGUAUUCACCGAGCGGCCAAUGCGCCUCUCAGAGACCAUCUACAUCACAGUGAGCAAGUCAAGCCUGGCUCGCUCAGGCUCACUCUCCUACGGUGUGACCUCGUGUGACCCCGCCACGCUGCGCCCAAUGGAGCUUCCCUCUAACCCAGAGGAGCUGGUGGACCGCAAGGAAUUCUGGGCUGUGUGCAAGGUGCCCUCUUUGCUCCACUCUGGAGACGUCCUGAGCUUCCUGCUCACACAGGAAGGAGAGCUGAUCCUGAGCCAGAACGGCAUCAGUGCAGGCAUGCAGGCAUGUGUCGAUAACUCCCGCCCGCUUUGGAUGUUCUUUGGGCUGCAUGGUGCCGUCACGCAGCUAAGGAUUUUGGGCUCUAUCCACCCGAGCGAUACUCAAGGCCCAUCCAGCCCUAGCUCACCCUCCUCUUCCUCACCUCACUCUCUUGGAGCAGGCCUGUGCAGUGGCAGCUCAGAGCCAGCGAUAAAUGCAGGCUGCUCUGGAGCAUUCUGCACCUCCGUCACAGGAACAACCCCAAGCUCACCCAUCCACCUCUCCAAGUCCCCCACCUUCCCAACAUCCUCCAGCUCGUGGCUGGACGAGUGCUCUAUCUGCUACGAGAACGCAGUGGACACGGUUAUCUAUGCGUGCGGUCACAUGUGCCUGUGCUACAGCUGUGGCCUGCGCCUCAAAAAGAUGGCCAACGCCUGCUGUCCAAUCUGCAGGAGGGCUAUUAAAGACAUUAUAAAGACCUACCGGAGCACAUAGGAGCCAUAACCCACUUCUGUAAUACACCAUAUGGUGGCCCAUGAGGGCCAAAACAAAGACACAGAACGAGACCCUCGCAUAACGGAAAGAGGUUUCUGGUUCAGGGACAUACUUCAUGGCCUUUCAUUGUUCCCGUGGUGAUGAAUUUGAACCUUAAAGGCUCGGGCAUCCGUCCGCAAAAAGGUCUCUUACAGUUUCAUGUACAAGGCUUUGUUGCUACGGUAACCAGUCGUGAUGCUGCUCAGGAAAGGAGGAUUCUGACUAAAGCUCUCCACAUAGGAGAAAAAGGAGACGCAAAACUGUAAAUAGCCUCAAGCAAAUCAGGAAGUUCCAGGAGACAUUAAUAUCUGAAAUGUUAAUAUCUCCAUCUUAUUUUCAACUCUUUCAACUCUAUUUGAGCCAUAAGAGACUCGAAGAGUCUCGUCCGUUUGCAGAAGUGGAAAGCUGGAAACCGUAUUUAACAUAGUCGAAAGAUAUGAAAGUGGAUCUUUUUUUUCUUCAACCUGGUGACUGCCCUUAAAAACUCAGACUUUUCCGUCAGAUUCAUGUUAAAUGUUUCAGUGUCACAAUUUCUGUCUGUGUACAGCUGAGAUUAAGUGAAAGAUAAAACACACACACAUGUACAGUAAGCCCCAAGCCUCAUGCUCUCGGAGCUAAUGCUUAAGCUACUAUUCCAGAUAGCUACGUGCUUUGAAGUCAGUGUUGAUGUAUUGAAUUGAUGAAAGGACCUUCAAGCACUGAUGACAGCACAAUGCUGUGUUAAGCAGUGUAAUGUGAAGCCUCAGUUCCCUGCUGAAACAAACGGAUUAGAAAUUUCACAUGAUAAGCUGGUGCUGCUGGUGCAUUACGGAUGUGCCUGAUGAGUCAAAUAUCAUUUGAACUCAUGUUAGUCAUAGUUUACGUUAUUGGGUGUUUAAAUAAGAUCUAAAAUGGGAUAAAUUCUAAAUAAAUCAAGUAUUAUGGCAUUUCAAAGCUAAGCAUAAGAGUAAUAAGUAAAAUAUCAGACGAGAUAGCAGCUUCUAAGUAGAGCUUGGUACACUUAGCUAGAAGCUAUGUCUAUAACAGGACUAUUAUGAGGCUAUACUAGGGUACUUUAAUAAUGUACUGUUAACAGGACCACAUGUUAUAGUGAAAUUAUGAGAAAGUCAAAGCUAUUUGCUUGGCUGUUUACUGUGGAUGUUUGAUAUUUGUAUGGUGGUUUUGGGAAACCCUAUCAGAUGUUGCUGUGGCUGUGAGUUCUGGUCAAAAAAUCAGGAUUUACCCAAAAUUGGCCAAGAUCGACUUUAAGAAACCAUUAAUAUAUUUCACCAAAAUGACAUGGACAUGCUUUUAUUUACUUUCUGAUCUAUUUUGGAUAUCUUCCUGCAGAAAUCACAGUAGGUAAGGAGCCAGUUUAACAAACGCAGCAGUAAAUGCAGACAGUUUCCCUAAUGAUGUCUAAUGCCUUAAAGUCAAGAUCUCAUUCAGUUCCAUUUUAACAAACAUUUCAAUCCACACCGACCGCUUUAGAGACGCCUCAAACCCGAGCUUGCAUUUCCCACUGCCCUUGUUUUACACUUCAGGUCUCUCUUUUUUUCCACUCACACUGGAGAGGUGUAAACUAUUGAGAAAUCAACUGAAAUCACAAAACCACACUUUUUAUACCGUACACACUUUAUUUCAAAUCGUUAUCUACAAAGAUCAUGAUUGUGCAACCUGUAGCUGCAUAGCAAAGUGUUUGCACAGUAUGAUACUCAUUUUAUAUUGUUGAACAUCCCAAUGCCUCAUGUCACGUUUUUAGAUGAACUUAGCAAUGUGAUUUUCACUUCUUUUGGUUUAUGGGUGUUGUUGUAUUACAGUCUUCAUGACAGUUUGGCAAGUAGCUGGUGGAGUAUGGAGCAGAUUUCCUCAUCUUGUUCUUAUAUUUAUACAACAGUUAGUUCCGGUCCACUAAUUUGAUUGGUCGAGUUGCGUUCCAAGAGUGCUUAUAAGUUCUAUAACCCCACUGGGAUGUUUCACUGUGUGUAUCACUCCGCUCGUCUGUAUUCGCCACAUAAAAUUCCACUUCCUAGUUCGAAACAGUUACUACAGUAGUGUUAGCAACAUCAUCAGUGAACAUAGCAAACAAUACUUUUGACUUAAAAUAUAAAAGCUCAUCAGAUGAAGAUGAAAAGGAAGAAGGGUUGCAAAUUUUAAUGGUAAUGUACAAAUCAAAGUGAGCUAGCUAGCCAGAUAGACAACAAGUGAGUGUGGCAUCUUCAGGAUCUAUUUCCACUAGCGGAGCAAAAAUAAACAGAACAUUUAGCCAUAUUAUGUCCGAAAUGUCACUUACUCAAUAUUAAUUUCUUGUUUAUAGAACUGUUGUAUAAAAGCAAUAUUGCACUCGCAAUCGUGCGGUUAUACUGAAUAUCAGCAUGGCUGUGAUUACCCACGGCGCUCUUACUUGUGCGAUAUUGCUUAAUUAUAAAACCCUGUAUAGCAAUGCGAGUUACAAACUGAAGGAUAUUUAUACAGGAAAGUAAGGAGGUCAUGAGUAACAGGUGAGAGUCAUUUGUAAGUAGGAGAAUCCCAUUGGUUUGGCUGACAGGUGGGCGUGGUUAAUGGUGGAGUGGUUAUGGUAGCUCUCUAGGCUUAUUCCAUUAAUUAUUAAAUGUUAAACAGUUAAAAAAAUAUAUUUGUAAUAUAAAUUCAUCUACACAUAAUUAAUAAUCAAAUGCUGGAGUUGCUAAAACUGAUUUCUCCUGCUGGUAGGCCGUACAGAAAUGCAGCUGAGACACGUCUGGUGUGGAUUGACAGGUCUUGAUGCAACACUUACGCAAUGCAUCCUUGUGUGAACUCGGGGUUACAGUCUAAAUGUCAUGCUUUAAUAGCGCUGUAGUCGCAAAGAAAAAUUUCAUUUCCUUUUUCACUUUUGUGAGUAAUCAGAUUUGUUCAGAAUUACAUAUAGUAGAAAAUCUCAAAAUUUCAUGAUGAAGGGUUUUCCUCGCCACCACCACAGAUAAUACAAACACAACGUAGUUAAAAAGUUUGCCUAUAAAUUGGAUUAUAGACAUUGAAAAUUCUUGCAGUUUUUAAAUACAGGGUCCAUGUCUACAUCAGUUUGAAAUGGUUACAUGGUAGUUAUGAAUGCACACGAUGAAUGAUAAUUAUUAAUUAUAAUAUAUAAUUGAAAUAGUUGAAUAUUAUUCAUUUAAAAAUAUGGCCAAAAUGUAUAAAAUGGUUGUUGGUCUAGCUGGAUUUCGCAGGGUUGUGUACGUGAUAGGAGUCUGUUAAAGAACCAGUUGAAUCAUUUGAAAGGCUGAAUAUCAGCAGCCAGGUGGCUAAAUAGGUAAAUAACAUGACUGAAUAAUCCACAGUUUUAAUACAAACAUCUAUUUUGAAUUGAAUUGGGAGGAAAAACAGCGAAAUGCUGCAUUUUUCCAUUGUAAAUUUUAAUCGGUUCAAAUCAGGACGCGGCAAUCUAAGCUCGUGUCACUGCAGACGCACAGCUCUGUUGUCAGUUUUGCCAUUCAAGUGUUGAAAGCAGCUUCUUGAAGCACUCGGCACAUGCAAUUGCCAUGGAGACGGGAAUCUUGGGAGCAGGAACACAGCCUUGAGAUGUUAAACAAUGAAAAGAUCAUUUGUCGGACAAGGCUAUUUGGUUUGCCGGGGCAAUCCAUAAUUCACCAAGUACCCUCUUUAUUCAAGGCCAAAUAUGACAUGUUGCAGGAUAAUAGCUCCUCGAGGGCAAUGGAGAAACACAAGACUGAAGACAUUUUGAGCUAGCACAUGCUUAUUUUAUUGUUUGUAAUUACAAGAUACAUGGAGGGGUUGAGCAUGAAAUGCUUUUGAAUGAGGAGGAGUGAAGAGGAGCUGACAUAUGGAGGACAAAGGGAAGGAUUUCAGCAAGUCAUUUUUGCCUUAAGAGUGCUUUUAGCCAUAAAUUUCACAGCUGGAGAUGGACUGAUGAUGUCGUGAUACACCCUCUUUAGGGGUAAACAUAGAAUAGAGUUCGUCUACACUGAAUGUCAAUAACAUUCUCAUAGGUUAGCACAUCAACAUGCAGAUGGAUGGAUCACGGCCACAUAUCAGGGACAUUAUCGAUGAGGUUUUUUUUUUUUUUUUGCGGAAAUCAAUCGUGGCAGCCAGGGCUAAAAUCUAUGCUGCUAUAGCAACAGACAGUUCAUCUUCAGGCAACGUUACAGUGACGUGCUUCUGGACUUUACUCCAUUUCAUCGCUGCUGUCACAAGAAAAUCUCAAAUUUUGACUUUGUGUAUAUAUUUAAAAGCUGGGCGUCCUUUUUUAUGUAGUUGAGGCAAGUUAGAAUUCAGCUGAUGUUUUGUAAUAAUUAGAACAAGACAAUAGAAAGCCUAGUUAUUCUUCUUCUUGGAUGAAAAUACCAUACAUGCAAUAUUUUUCUUUUCCACAAGACUUGGAGCUGUAUGAUUUGCUUGAGGGUGGAUAUUCACUUUUAAAUGUUAAUUUAUGUCCAUUGAUCAUGACCUGAAUUUCGAUUCUAGCUCUCACCUACUAUCCAGCGUGUUUCUUUGCUAUGAUGGGACUAAAAAUCAGGAUUAUUCCUCUCUGGGUGACACUGUAAUAUAUUUCCUGAAUCUAGAAGAAGAAGAUGCUUAGCUUGCAUCCAUGAGCUAUACUGUGUGCUUUUGCAGUGAACAAUCAUAAAUAUGUUUCUUGUGGGUACAGGAUAAGCACACGACUGCGGCAAUGUACAAUCUUUGGUUUUGCCGUAAUGUUAAGAAAUAAGAAAACCUAUUUUGCGUAUAAACACUUAUAAUUUAUAAAUAGGUAGCAUUGCUGCCUCACAGCUCCAAAGUACGUGGUUCGAUCCUGAGCUCGAGUUACUUUCUGUGUGGACAUGUUCUCCCUCUCUGUUCAUGUGGGUUUCCUCCAGGUUCUCCGCUCUCCUCCCACUGUCCAAAAACAUGCCAGUAAGUGGAUUGGCUACACUGAAUUGCCCCUAGGUGUGAAUGUGCAUCUGGUUGGUGCCCUGUGAUGGACUGGUGUCCCAUCCUGGGUGUAUUCCCACUUCACACCCAGUGUUCCCAGGAUAAGCCCCGGAUCCACCACAACCCUGACUAGGAUAAAUCAGUUAUUAAAGGUGAAUGAAUAAAUUUAUAAUCAGAUAGAACUGCUCAUAAGGGCCUUCCUUGUGUUUUGAAGUCACUUUAUAAAGCUUGUGAUUGUACAUUUCUAAAUGUUUUUAUCUCUGGGGUUAGAGAUAUGACCUAUGACCACUUUAUGUUGCUGUCCUGACCAAAUGUAUUAAUCCAGCAUUGAAGAAGCUUUGCUAGUCCUGUCCUAAAGUGAAACUCGCUGUGAUUUUUAUCUGUUAUGAUUUGCCCUGUUGUAUUGAAUUUAGUGUAAAGUCAAACAACUUACAGUACACCUGCACAUUAUGAGAAUUAUGUUUGCUGAGGCCCUACAAGAGGACACUCUACAGCUAGCUUCACUUCCGAUUGUCGUCAACCCUGUAAUAAUGAGUUUCUUCAUGUAGUGUAUGAUGUGUUGAAUGUUCAAGUAUAUGGUACAGAUAAUCACCUUUUAAUAUCUUGAAUAGCUCUGCUUUGCAGGAAUAUAAUGUUUCAGUUCUUGCAAUGUGACAUUCUUAAUUCAUUUCCUUUGUGCACCUUAUUCUAGUUCAUUUCAUUUACAUACAUAGAUGAUCACUAAUCAGGUCGUUAGGCAUUAAAGGUCUGGUGUGUCGUUUUAUCGUCCUCUGCUGGCUUUGAUGCAAAUUGCAGUCGCAAUGAACAUUAACUCCACCUUCAUGCUGCAACUAGGUAUGCAUGGUGAGUUGCAUUGUGGUAAGGAAAAGACGCAGCACUUAGCAGCUGUUGUAGGCGGAGUUCAUUUAUGGGCCAGAAAAAUGUCAAAUAUAAAUGUAAAAAAAACCUAAAAUAAAGACGCCAGAGAUAUUGUAUGGCAAUAUUAUGAAUAAUAUUUCUUUUCCUAAGGAAUCAUUGGAAUAAUAUUUAUUAUUACAGGUUUCGAAACAUUAUGCACCUUUAAAAGCUUCAUUCAAAAGUUUUAUUUGGUUCAUUAAUGUUUAAUUUCCGCAGACAGCACAGUGUAGCUGUUUUGCAGUUCACCCUGAGUUCAAAGCCAGAUGAAUCAGUGAUUUAAUGAACUGAAUCCUUCAGCAGCAACUCACCCAUUAGAUUAGUUGUUCAGUGUGUGAAUCUAUUUUCUGUCGUGCAAAUGUUGUCCAGAGUGUUUAUUUUUACUCUAGUGCUGCAGACGGUGACUGAUUUGUAAGCUUUGUAUAGUGUGAGUCAUAGAACGAUUGUGUCAAUAAACUUUCCAAAUGUGUUUCAGCUA
Molecule: messenger RNA, 8224 nt
Organism: Pangasianodon hypophthalmus (striped catfish)
Lineage: Eukaryota; Metazoa; Chordata; Actinopteri; Siluriformes; Pangasiidae
Gene: neurl1aa
Product: neuralized E3 ubiquitin protein ligase 1Aa
Exons: 6
Coding region: 241-1926 (561 amino acids)
Biological process (GO): nervous system development; negative regulation of Notch signaling pathway
Cellular component (GO): postsynaptic density; plasma membrane
Molecular function (GO): ubiquitin protein ligase activity
Source: RefSeq, a predicted model, not a curated record